Messenger RNA from Leptinotarsa decemlineata (Colorado potato beetle), 3118 nucleotides. RefSeq lists its product as uncharacterized. Gene Ontology annotation, biological process: anatomical structure morphogenesis. Gene Ontology annotation, molecular function: protein binding. The record is from RefSeq and is a predicted model, not a curated record. Gene Ontology annotation, cellular component: cytosol. Lineage: Eukaryota; Metazoa; Arthropoda; Insecta; Coleoptera; Chrysomelidae.
AUGGAUAGAGGUAAAGUUCUACUUAUUUCCUCAACUCAGGUGGAUGUCAUGAACAUUUUAAUGUCAUUUACCGAAUUAAUUAGGCGAUAUCCCGAAGAAACUACAAUAAAUGAGAGAAUAUUUAAUAUUCUUGCUAAUAUUUGUGAAUCACACGACGGAAAUGCUCACAUAAUCACCACCAAAUAUCCAGAAUUUGUGAAACAUUCUUUGGUGUUUUUGGAAAUGGCUGCGAGUGAAAAUUGUACUGUAACUGCUCUUCACAAGACGAUACUGCUUUUGAAAUGUCUUUCGCACCCCCAUACGACUUCGGCUCUCUUCGGAACCUUCAAGGUGAUGAAUGUUCUGUGCUCCGUGUUCAUGAAGGUCACCGCGGAAUGGGAAAAGACCGGGGCCAAAGAGGAUUUUUUGAAGGAAAUCAUCGAAGCGUUACGAUACUUUUCCGCCCUCAACGGUUACAAAUUUUUUUCCAAUAUGAAGAACAUCGAAGGAGAACACUGCUCAACGUUUCUGAUCAAAGUUUUGCUCCUGUCGCCGAAACAUACAGUGGGCAUCAUUCGAAACUUUUUGGACUUUGAAAAUGAGCGUGAACUGCCGAUUCGGGAGAUAUUUGAUAUCCUCAACAAUAGAUUGUUGAAUUCAGACUUGAGAGCUGAUUCGGUCGUGGUUAUGGAUAAUGCAAGCUACCAUUCAAGGCGCUUAGAGAAGGUACCAACUUCAGCUUGGAGAAAGCAAGAAAUUAUUAACUGGCUGUCAAAUAAAGGUAUUCAGUUUGAGACGGAUUCAGUAAAGAAGGAACUACUAGCCAUAGUAAAACAACAUAAAUCUCGCUUCAUGAAAUAUGCCGUAGAAGAUGUAGCAGAAAAGUAUAAAGUAACUGUGCUGCGCCUACCGCCAUAUCAUUGCGAAUUAAAUCCUAUAGAACUUAUAUGGGCACAAGUUAAAGGAUAUGUUGCAAGGCACAAUACCACAUUUAAAAUGAAAGAUGUCAAGGUAUUGUUUGAUCAAGCCAUUAUGGAAAUCACAUCAGAAAACUGGCAAAAAGCAAUCCAGCAUGUUUUAAAAGAGGAAGAUAAAAUGUGGGAACUGGACAACUUGGUCGAUCAGGUGGUUGACCCUAUAAUUAUAACACCAGGGGAUGAUGACAAAUUAACAUCUGAAUGUGAAAUUUAUAUCGAGAGUCUCUGUGAUAUUGUGGCGUUCCCUUUCGAACAUAAUCUGGAACAACGCAGGCAGUGCAUCAAGGUGUUGCUCAAGGCUAUAGAAACAUUUAACUAUACCUCCGAGAGGGAAAUGAGGUGCCUUUUAUUCAUUGUCAUUAUAUUCGACCGUCGGAAUUGUGCAGAGUUCAUGAAAGAUCAAUUAGACUGCAAUGUUAUUCCAUCUCUGACAAAUAGUCUGCGUCGUGCCUUGGGAAUACCGAAUGAUCCAGAGCUAAAACUUAUGGAUUUUUUUUCACUACUUAAUCGUCUAGGCCGUAGCACAAUAACGUGCGAUGAAUCUGCGACAAAUCAAGUUGACGAGGCUACUUGUCCUGACGAAGAAGAUGAACCUGAAAGUGUCAUACAUGAGCCAUACGUUGAUGGAAUGCAUUAUGUGAUAGUGUAUCUGAGGACAAAACUCAUCGAAGCAGCAACAAACCUGAUCUCAAACUACCGAAAAAUUGAUCCCGCCAAUUCUCAGCUCGGCUCAAAAAAAUUGGUCCUCCUCAUGAUGCAGAGUAUUCUGUAUCUUCCAUACGGGCAUAACUAUCAGAUGAAAAUCGUCUAUCUUUUGAAAAAAAUUCUCAAAUGUCCUGCCUACCUUGCACCUUUGAUCCAGGCCAAUAUCAUUGGGCAAAUUUAUGAAAUAUCGAUAUGUGGAAUACAACCCUCAUUCGAUUUGAUGGUCUACCACUCUCAGGAACAUUGGGCUGAAAAACUCCUACAGUGUUUUUUUUACGUAGCAAAUUCAGAGCCAGCCCACGGAAGUUUCGAGCACGCUUUGAUGAAGGGAGACAAAAAUAUGAGAACCCAGGCGGCUUUGGUCAUUCCAUAUAUAAUGAAUGUGAAAGACUUUCUCCAUUUAAUGGACACAUGUGGAGAACUCAUCAUUCUGGAACUCAUAGAGCAAGAUAACGAAUAUAGGGAGGCAUCUAUCUCAUCGAUUUGCUUCCUAGCUAAGACUAGACUUGGUAUUCCGAAACAUACAGUACAGGAGGUAGAUAUGCUGGGUGACCAGUUGUCAGCAACAACACUAGACACAAGAGAUGCGGGAUUGGCCACCUUCAGGCUUGACGACGGCUCAGUGAUUCAUGCCAGCCAUGAACUCUUGAUGAAAAAAUCAGAGUAUUUUCUUACCCUGUUCAGUGGACGAUUCAGAGAACGCGUCGAGGAUAAAGUGAACCUCCCCGACGUCGACUCUGAAACAUUUCAACGACUCCUAAAUUUGCUUGAGCGCCCAAAAUUCGAAGAGCACGGAGUCGAGGACCUAUUGGACGUUCUCCAACUGUCAGAUCGUUUUCUGCUGACGGAGCUGUACAACUACCUUUGUGAAUGGAUCAGUUGUUAUGUGAUGAAGCCGCACAAUGUGAGCGACCUCUUUCAGUGGUCUCUAGAGACAGGUCUGCAUCAGCUCAGGGGGAAUGCCGUCAGAUUUGUCCUGACUUAUGAUGCCGAUGAGAAUUUGAGAUCGGAAAUGUUUCAGGAGUUAUUCGACCUGAAGCACAGAAAAGUGCUGUCGAAGGAUAUUUCCGAUUUGUUUGGGAAAUAUCUGCAGAGGUGUGACUAGGGUUUGGAACCUGCUGAGCGAGAAGGAUUUUCCGACUCUUCUAAUGGCUGAAUCAAAUUUGAUCAACAAUACUUAAUGUGUCUCUCAACGUGAACGUCAAGUUUACAACGACUGUAUUUGCUUCCAUUCUCUAAAUACGUGGCAAUAUUAUCGCAUCUUGUAAGGUGUAAUUUCAAAUAUAUCUAAUAGUUGAAUAUAAUCCAAGAUCAUCGAGCCAUUUUGCCAGAAUUUAUAUUUCAACAGAAAAUAAUGCAAUAUGUAUUCAUGAUUACUAUCAUAAUGCAUAAUGCAACCCCACAUUUGAGUUGGUGAAGUAUGAAUAUACUUUUAGGUAAAUAUUACUGCCAGAAUA